Messenger RNA from Cheilinus undulatus (humphead wrasse), 3177 nucleotides. It is a transcript of the gene firrm, whose product is annotated as chromosome 7 C1orf112 homolog. The record is from RefSeq and is a predicted model, not a curated record. The transcript is spliced from 25 exons. Lineage: Eukaryota; Metazoa; Chordata; Actinopteri; Labriformes; Labridae. Bases 238 to 2997 code for a protein of 919 amino acids.
ACUCAAACAGUGGCGCGCGGUAUGUUUUCCACAAUAAACUAUCGACGGUGGUCUUUUCUUUAAAUGUGGCAUUCAUUUUGGCGUUGAACAUAAAUAUUAUGGCGAUGUUAAGAGAUAAAACAGUCGUUGGGACGCUCGUGUGACCCCGCGUUUCUUAGCAGGAGACACAGAGCUGCAUUAAUGUCUGUCUCGUUCGGACAGUUAAUGUCCUGACCUCCUCUGGUGGCUGCUGUCAUCAUGUCCCAAACUAACAGUACUCUCCUGGACGAGGUGGGGCAGUGGAGUCAGGAAACCUGUCGCCAGGAGCUCAAGACGGUCCUUCCUAAGCUCACCUCUUUGCAUCAUAAGUCUGAGAGUUGGGAUGACCACAUACGUAUUCUAAGGAUAAUUACAGACAUGUUCCUCCCUCACAUUGGUCUAUCAGAGCUGGAAGAUGAGUGCUUCUCCAAGAUCUUACCAAAGGCAGCUGUGAUGUUUGACAGUAUGAUGAAAGAAAUCAUGGACCAGGUUGGAGGGCUGUCAAGUCAAAACACUGAAUUGUGUGCCUUACUAAGGAACAUUCUGCAGGCUAUGAUGCAGAUAAUUGAUGCUCUAUCCUCUUGUGUGCGUCAUAUUGGCACAUUUGAAGAAGCCCCUGACCUUGAAGCAAUCCGCUCAUUACCAAUUUGUAUCCUGAAAGUCCUGAGGGAAACUUUUCAGCACUGCAAGGAGAGUGAGGUGGUUUACUGUGGCCGCUUGUCAUUGGUGGCUGACUUGCUUCAGGGACUUUUUAAAGAGGCCUACUCCCUCCAGAAAGGUCUGUUGGAGCUUCUGGACAAGAUUUCAUUGGACAGCAGCGCCUCUGAAGAGGAGAUCUCUGAUAUUGUUACAGUGAUCCACAGCCUGCUGGAUAUCUGCUCCAUCAUCUCCAACCUGGACAUAGCCCUGCAUGCAAACACUUGGAAAUUCCUUAUCAAACAGAGUCUGAAGUACCAGUCACUGGUUGAGGAACAUCUUCAUCACAGUGACAUCAGCAACAGCCUGUGUGACAACCUGUUGGCAUCCUUCAAUACCUGUGUGGAGCUGGCUGAACAGAUUAAAAAUGCUGGUCUGCAGGAGGCGACACAAAGUCCAGAGUACAAGCUGUUCCAGAAAACUGCAAAGAUGUGUAGAUUUUUUGCCAACACGUUGGUUCACUAUCUAAGGGAAUUUAAAUUUUUCCUGACUAAGGUUUGCAGCUGUUUUCACCAACUCUACCUCCAGAUGAUCAGUAAGUUUCCUCCCAGCUUGUGUGCUCCAGCUCUGCCUUCUGCUCUUGCAGAGGAGCUGAAUGCAGCUGCAUUGAUACCUAUGGAUGCUCUGCUGCUUCAGCUGCUGCCAUUGAGGCCCUUUGCAGAAGUCGUUCUCCUGAAGGACCUGCGGUUAAAUCCUGAGCAUGAGCUUCCUCAGUGUCUCCUGCUGAUUAAUGUCCUGAGUCAGCUCACCACACAACCAGAGGACGUGCUGAAGCUUUGGUACGCAGGCAGUCAGUUCUCAGAAGAAACACCAAGGCUUCCUCUCUAUCAGGCCUUGUUCACUAGUUUCAGACAAUGCUAUGUUGAGCGUCAGGUUCCAGUGAUGCUGCCGGGGGUGAUGAUGAAGGGUCAGGCCCAGGCCAAGGUCACUCUGCAUCAACAUAUCUGUGUGCAGCUCUGUGCCAAUGUGGCUGCUCUUCCUCCAGUUUACUUCCCUGUGCUGGAGCGUUGUUUGAUUGAGGCAUUGCUGCAGGCUGAUACUCAGACAGCUCUUCUAGCAACAGAUGUGUGGUGCUUCACAGCACGGUAUGGGACAGCAGAACUUUGUCUCCGUCAUGUCCUCCUCAUUGCUCAGCUGGUGAAAGAUUGCAGCACUGAGUGUUACCAGUCGUUCCACCUGGGCCUGCUGCUUAAACGGAUGGUUUUCCUGAUGACGCCUAAUCACCAGAUGGAGUUGGUUGUGCGUUUCCCACCAUCAGAGCAGGAAAACCUCCCAGUUUGGCGACAUGUCCUCCUCAGAGCUCUGUCUCAUGAUGCUCGUCACCGUGUAGAGAUGGACAUCAUUGUCCUAGCUCAGAAAGCUCUGACCGACUGGCAGAAUGGAGGGUACAAACUCGGGCAAGUGGACAAAGUAAAUGUGGCGCUGUUACCCCUCCUAGCGGUGGUUCGAGGGCAGCCAUCUCCUGAGGAGCAGAGUGUGUUGUCUACAGUGAGGAUCAUCACACAGCUGUGGUUACGAAUGAGUCCAGAACAGGUGAAAAUCCACCCUGUGCUCCAGUGCACUCUGCAGCUGCUUCUAUCAAUAUCUGCCAUGUUAGUGAAAAACAUUGAACAUCAAGUCAUUCCUCAGGCUCUGUUGUGUGUGGAGGCUGUGGUGUCUCAGAAGUGUGAAGAUCAGCUGCUGCUGGCUGCUCUUGAGUUUCUCUCCUCCCUAGGGAAGAUCUUUUUCCCUCCUGACAGCCAGACUCAAAUCCUUCCAAGGCUGAGUGGGCUGUUUGGAGUCUUGUUGUCUGACAAAACCUGGCUGCUACAUCAGCACGCUCUGGAGGCCUUUUCUCAAUUUGCAGAGAUCACAAACCACGAAGAGGUUAUUUCCCAGAGUCUGUGUGAAGAAACAACAAAGACCAAAGUGGUGAACUUUCUAAGCAAGACUGUGAAUGCACAGGAAGAUGUGGAGUCUCGGCUGCAGAGACUCAGGCUGCAGACUUCUGUUAUUGAGCAACACAAUGAGAGGCUGGAGAAUAAAAAAGAAAAGGCUUUGAACAAACUGGCUGAUAAAGCUGUUGCAGAUCCAGAGCCAUGCCCAAAGAGAGCUCGGCAGGAGACCAGCUCAGAAGAAUACAGCCGUUACAUCCAGACAGCUGAGAGCGCUUUGAAAGCUCUUCAGGCUCUCAUCGAUGGUAAGGCCAACACCACUGCACCACCUCCACAGUGGCUGGAGACAAGACUACUGGAGCUGCAGACCCUCAUAACCCACAUAAGCACAGCCAGACAAAUCCCCUAGCUGCCCCAGAUUGUUUUGUAGCCCUGGAUAAUUUACUUUAUGUACAGAACAACUAUUCAAAGCAGUCUGGAGCUGUGAAAGUCUGUAUACAUAUUGCUGUUGUAUAAAACCUUGCUUUUUUAAAAUUGACUGUGGUUAGUCAUGAUUAAUGUUACUGUUUAUUAAACUUGUUUGAACCAA